Molecule: messenger RNA, 1241 nt
Organism: Folsomia candida
Lineage: Eukaryota; Metazoa; Arthropoda; Collembola; Entomobryomorpha; Isotomidae
Product: fork-head transcriptional regulator 2-like
Exons: 7
Coding region: 79-1128 (349 amino acids)
Biological process (GO): regulation of transcription by RNA polymerase II; cell differentiation; anatomical structure morphogenesis
Molecular function (GO): DNA-binding transcription factor activity, RNA polymerase II-specific; RNA polymerase II cis-regulatory region sequence-specific DNA binding
Source: RefSeq, a predicted model, not a curated record
GUCUCUGCAGUAGAAACAUCGAGUUUUGAAUCGUAUUUAAUACGAAGGAGGACGCAUUAGUUUUUCCAAUUUAGAGUAAUGCAACCUUACUUUGGCAAUAAUAGGCAUUGGAAUCUUAUUGAGAAAACUCGUGCAGCUGAAGUUUUCUUAACCGGCGAAGGCGUGCUCCACCCACAUGUUCACCCCACUCAAUUUGCACUCCCCACUUUGGAGUUAUCAUCUCCGUCGUGCAAGAGUGAGAGUUUAUUUCUGGGUAAACGUGACAUGGUUGAUACACCACCAACUCAUCAUGGAUUGCUUCAGUAUCUGCAUUUUCGCCAUUCUAUUUACGGCGUGCCAAGUGUCCAUCCAGAAAAGCCACCCUUCUCGUACAUAGCUCUGAUUGCAAUGGCAAUCCAAAGCUCGCCGUCUGGGAAAUUAACGUUGAAUGAAAUUUAUCACUUUGUGAUGGAGAAAUUUCCAUACUACCAAGAUAAUAAGGUCGGAUGGCAGAACAGCAUUCGCCACAACCUUAGUUUAAACAAUUGUUUUAUAAAACUUCCCCGUGACGAUAAGAAGCCUGGGAAAGGGAGCUACUGGUCACUUGACCGCGAUUCUUACAAUAUGUUUGAGUAUGGAAACUACCGUAGGAGAAAGCGAAGACCACGUCCAAGUUUGAAGAGAUGUGUUGUUAAUCACACUGACGAUGCAUGCAGGAAUGGCGAAGCCGACACUUUUUCUUCCAGAAAUGUCAAGAAGAGAUUGGACAAACUUCCAGAAAUGCUUAACUAUGAGAUGGCAGAUUUCGAUGAUGAGGAAAAGCAGAUGACGAAGAACGUCAGUUUACAAAUUGAAGAAGAUGACGGGAGCGGACAUGAUUUAUCAUCGAAUAUGACAACUCGGCCAAGCACAACUCCUACGACGGGUAAACUAGGAAAAUUUGUUCUUGAAAACGGCAGAAGUGAUAGCAGCACAAUAGUGACACCCGAUGAGUCAGAAACCACAGAAGAGCUGAUUUGUUCACAUUUUGUAUGCAUUAAUGGGACAGCGAGAGGAAGAAGUGAAAGUUUAAAAAUUGCAUGCUCUGAUAAUGAAAUGUCCCAAAAUUGUAAAAUGUUUAAAAUCGAAUAUUUGAUAGAAAACCGAUAGCAUGAUCAUUAUAGUUGAAAUGGUAUAUGCAUACAUAUUUACAAUUUAUUACAUUAUGAAAUUAUAGCCAGUAAUUUAUAGAGAAAGGCAUUAAUAAAUCUGUUGCCCUAUUA